AUGUCUGAUGCAUCGGAAACCAUAAGUUGUCCUUCUAAAUAUAACGACGUACUUGGACAGGUAGCUAUGAGUAACACGGGCAGUCAAUAUCUGACGGAGGAUGAAGACGGGGACAACACAACAACUGAGGACAGUUUGCAAACUGACAGCAACAACUCUCUGGUGAAACAAUUGCCUCCUCUUGUGUACAAGAUCAGCGAUAAUCCACCAUUGCAUCUAACUAUCAUCUUUGCUUUCCAGCAAGGUCUGCUGUCAUUCGCCAAUCAGCUGGCCCUGACACUGCUUGUGUCACAAGUCGUGUGUGGCGAACAUGACGCCAUCCUCCGCACCAACCUUCUGGGCUCCACCAUGUUCAUGAACGGUUUCACCACCUUCUUUAUGUGCUGUUUUGGAGUCAGAUUGCCGAUGUUCCAAGGCGGUUCGUACGAGUACAUUGUGCCACUGGUGGCGUUACAGGAAAUCAACCCUGGUCGCUGUAAGGCGGCCUUCACAACUGGACCUACAAACAACAACAGUGUCCACUAUUUCGAUUUCGACACAGACAACACAUCCUUUCACUUAAAUAGUUCACAAGUUCUGUCGUCUAUGAAAAUCGGCACGACCCAGCAUGUCAGCCAGGAAUUCAUCUACCAUAACUUACAAACGCUGAUGUUAUACUUACACUUUAUAUCCAUCCACAGCUUAAUUGGUGCCACAGGACUCGUAGGCACCUUACUUCGUUUCAUCGGGCCUGUUACUAUAGUUCCUGCAAUUUUAUUGGUUGGACUGUACAUGUUUAAAACGGUCACAAAAUUCGUCUCCGUCCACUGGGGAAUGGGACUCAUGACAUGUGCUGUAUCUCUGAUUCUAUCGCUUUACCUGGGACAAUGGAAGGUGCCGCUGCCAUUUUGGACCAGAUCAAAAGGGUUUCACAUUAUACGUUCACAGUUUCAUCAAACAGCAGCAAUUCUGAUAGCACUUUUGUUUGGAUGGGCUGUGAGUGCCAUACUUACAGUUUGUGGUGUGUUUUCCAAUGAUCCAAAGGCUACUGACUAUUUUGCAAGGACAGAUGUCAUGUCAGGUGUCAUACAGAACGCAAGCUGGAUAUAUUUCCCUUACCCAGGCCAGUUCGGCCCGCCAUCAUUCAGUGGUAGCGCAUUUAUUGGUUUUCUCAUCGCAACGCUGAUUUCUAUCCUUGACUCGAUUGGUGAUUACUACGCAUGCGCACGCACAUGCCGGGUACCCACACCUCCGACGCACGCUGUAAACAGAGGCAUUGCAGUGGAAGGUUUUUGCUCUUUCCUUUCUGGAACAGUAGGAUGUGGCCAUGCCACCUCCACUUAUGGUGGCAAUAUUGGGAUCAUAGGUCUCACAAAGGUAGCCAGCAGGCGUGUGUUUAUGGUAGUCGGUAUUUUAUACAUGCUGUUUGGAACACUAGGAAAAUUCUGCGCAUUUUUUAUAAUGAUCCCGUAUCCAGUGUUAGGAGGGACAGUGCUGACCAUGAUCGGGAUGUUUACAGGAGUUGUACUUUCCAAUCUACAACACGUCAGUCUCACGUCCAACCGGAAUCUCGCAAUCAUUGGAAUCUCUCUGAUACUCGGGUUAAUGGUUCCCUACUGGGUAGAGAAGAACUCUUCCGGGAUCGAUACAGGAAAUGCCAGCUUGGACCAACUACUCAUUAUGUUAAUGGGGAAUGCAAAUCUGACUGGAGCUGUGACGGCCUGUCUCCUGGACAACACUGUACCAGGUACUCGCGAGGAAAGGGGCUUAGCUGCAUGGGAACAUAAGGCUAUGAAAGGAGACGAUCCUCACACAAAAACAAAUGAAGAAAUGGGAUACCUGGAGGGACUUGAUGUUUAUGACCCUUUGGUCCCCAAAUUUCUUCGAGGAUGGAAAGGUUUCAAGUACAUCCCUUUUAUGCCGGAUCACUUGUGUGAAAACAAGUCACCUAACGACACGACAGAGAUGAAUGGUGACUGUACAGCGUGUUCGAAUUGUUGA
Molecule: messenger RNA, 1980 nt
Organism: Ylistrum balloti
Lineage: Eukaryota; Metazoa; Mollusca; Bivalvia; Pectinida; Pectinidae
Product: solute carrier family 23 member 1-like
Exons: 11
Coding region: 1-1980 (659 amino acids)
Biological process (GO): transmembrane transport
Cellular component (GO): membrane
Molecular function (GO): transmembrane transporter activity
Source: RefSeq, a predicted model, not a curated record